Bombus huntii is the source of this 2353-nucleotide messenger RNA. RefSeq names its product chitotriosidase-1-like. The record is from RefSeq and is a predicted model, not a curated record. The coding region runs from base 442 to 1899 and encodes 485 amino acids. Lineage: Eukaryota; Metazoa; Arthropoda; Insecta; Hymenoptera; Apidae. Gene Ontology annotation, molecular function: chitin binding; chitinase activity. Gene Ontology annotation, biological process: chitin catabolic process; carbohydrate metabolic process. The transcript has 5 exons. Gene Ontology annotation, cellular component: extracellular region.
ACGCUUUUUAUCAGAUAUUUUUGCGCGCGAAAUUUGUUGGCAAAGUAUCAUCCGACAGUAAAAUCAACUUUCAUAAUAUUUAAUUUAGAACAGUCACGGAUUCGCGAAUUCUUCGGAAACAACUGAUAAGUAAUGCAACGUGAGGAAAUACUGAGACAUCGUGUUCAAACUAAUUGUUUUCCAUAAUAUUAUAUACAAUACUUGCAAAUGUAAUAUUUACAAUUUUCGCAUCUUUGACACCACGUUAUCGUUGAUUUAGACAUUAGUGAAUACGUUUGCGCUAACUUCAUCAUAAUGUUUCCUUCGUACAAAGGAACUGUCAUAUUUAACAUAGUAAGCGUCUGGUGGAGUGGUGGAGGAUAUGCAACGAUAUAAGGGAAAAAGACAAACAGCGAUAAUGAUCAAUUCCGAUUACGCGUCCAGAUUGCGAUUGAAGUUUCUAUGAUGUCGAAGGUACUAUUUCUAAUUGCCUUUAUAGUGUACGCUACUGCGAUCAUCGAGGCUGAUAAGAAGAUAGUUUGUUACUAUGGUAGCUGGGCAGCUUAUCGUAAUGGACGUGGACAAUUCGAAUCGACCGACAUAGAUCCAAAUCUAUGUACUCAUAUAAUCUAUACCUUCGUUGGUAUUUCUGAGGAUGGUAACGUUAGAAUAUUAGAUAGCUGGCUAGAUCUGCCAAACGGCCGAGAUGGUUAUGGAAAAUUCACCAGACUUCGUCAAUUGAACCCAAAAACUAAGGCUUUGAUAGCAAUAGGUGGUUGGAACGAAGGUUCCACGAAAUAUUCUAAUGUUGUAGCGAAUCCUAACGUACGUGCACGAUUCGUUCAGAACGUGAUAAAGUUUUUGAAAACGUAUGAUUUCGACGGUUUCGACUUCGAUUGGGAAUAUCCGAACCAGCGUGGCGGGAAACUGGCCGACAAAGAAAACUAUAUUGCAAUGUUGAAAGAAUUAAGAGAAGAAUUCGAUAAACAUGGUUACAUUCUCAGUGUGGCGGUCGCUGCUGCCGAAGUCUCGGCUUCUAAAUCUUAUCUUAUUUCGCAAGUUUCACAAUAUCCUCACAUUAUUAAUUUAAUGGCAUACGACUUGAAUGGAUCGUGGAACAAUUUCGCAGCGAUUAACGCUCCUCUAUAUCCUUCCUCUAAGGAAUCAGGAGAGCAAGCUAAGCUCAACGUGAAUUCGUCUGUUCAAUAUUGGCUUGAACAAGGUGCACCAGCUGACAAGCUCAUUCUUGGUGUUCCCGCUUACGGUAGAUCCUUUACCUUGUCGAAUUCCGCGUAUAAUACGAUAGGUUCUCCAACCAUUGGUCCUGGAAUGGCUGGUCCUUAUACGCGAGAAGGUGGCAUGCUUGGUUACAACGAAAUCUGCGAGUAUAUUAAGCAGGGAUGGACCGUACAACGCGAGCCUGAACAACGCGUGCCUUAUGCUUUCAAAGACAACCAAUGGGUUGGAUAUGACGACGUCAUAUCUCUUGAAGAGAAGGCCAAAUACGUCAUGUCCAAAGGACUUGGAGGUAUAAUGAUGUGGAGCGUCGAAACGGAUGACUUUCAUGGCAUAUGUGGUGAUAAAUAUCCGCUUCUGCGCAGCAUAAACAGGGUACUGAAAGGAUAUGUUCCGCCUCCUUCUCCGACUUCUACUCCUACAAAAUUGCCUAAACCUGAUCCAUCGACUGUAACAAGACCAUUACCGACAUCAUCAACUACAGCACUGCCAUCAUCAACACCGUCUGACUCUGUAUGCACACAGGAAGGUUUUGUUCGAGAUCCAAAAGAUUGUUCAAUAUUUUACUAUUGUCAAAAAGCAUACAACAAAUAUGUUAUUAGUAGAUUCCGCUGCCCCACUGAUCUUGUAUUUGAUACAUCGUUUAAUGGUUGCAAUUAUAGACAUAAUGUACCUGAUUGUUAGAUCGAUACGAAUCGACCAAACGAGAUGUAUUUUGUAACAGAACGUAAUAUUUUGUAUACAUUUCUACACAUGCUGUACUGAAUUAUUUAGAAAAAUGUUAUUGUUCUUAUAUAAAAUUAAACUAAUGUCUAAUCAAUAUUAAAUCAAUAUAAAAUCUAAUCAAUACAAUUAUAUUAAUUUCCAUUAUUUUAUCUUAUUAUUAUUCCAUUAUCUUUCCAUUAUCAGAAUUACAUAAAUGUAAUCCUUUUUUUCCCUUUUUUCUAUACUAACUUGAUAAUAAAUAUAAAACUUGUUUAAUUACUAAUCGAUCUCGAAUCGUUUUUGAAUUGUGCUUAUAAACGGAAGUCAUUUGAAGCUUGAAUUUGAUUAGUGUAGUUCGUACCGAAAACAUCGAGGCCGCUCAACAAACACCGUUCAACUUCCUUUCCACGACGAACUUUGCAACAUGCAAAAG